UUUUUGAAUGUUCAAAAGCUGCCAGAUUGAGAAUAUUUCGUCCUUCCUUCGUUGAAACUUCAGAAUAGCGGCGAAUCUGAUUCGAUUUCAGGGUUCAAAUUGAAGAUUUUGGCUUUCGACAUCUCUCACUUGUAGAUCCUCACAACGCUAACCCAUUUCCAAGUGAGGGUGGAUCUUAAGAAAUCGAUUUGCAAGUUCAAAGCUUUGAUGGCUAAAAAGGAGAGACCUAGACCUCAAAAGUUGUCUGUUUACCUUUAUAUACCUAAUAUUGUUGGGUACAUGAGAGUUCUCUUGAACUGUGUUGCUUUUGCUGUGUGUUUCUCCAAUAAGACACUUUUCUCUGUCCUCUAUUUCUUCAGCUUUUGUUGUGAUGCUGUGGAUGGCUGGGUUGCUCGUAGAUUCAACCAAGUUUCAACAUUUGGAGCUGUUCUCGACAUGGUCACAGAUAGGGUUAGCACGGCCUGUCUACUCGUGAUUCUCUCUCAAAUCUACAGGCCUAGCUUGGUCUUCCUUUCAUUGCUGGCUUUAGAUAUUGCUAGUCACUGGCUGCAGAUGUACAGUACGUUUCUAGCUGGGAAGAGCAGCCAUAAGGAUGUGAAAGACAGCACAAGCUGGCUGUUCAGACUAUACUAUGGAAACCGGAUAUUUAUGUGUUAUUGCUGUGUUUCUUGCGAGGUUCUGUAUAUCAUCCUUCUUCUCAUUGCAAAGAACCAGUCCGAAAAUCUCCUGAAUGUCGUAGUUGCCACAUUAACGCAGAUUUCACCACUCUCUUUUCUCCUGGCUUUGACAUUGUUUGGCUGGUCGAUGAAGCAGACCGUCAAUGUCAUUCAGAUGAAAACGGCUGCAGACGUUUGUGUACUGUAUGACAUAGAGAAGCAGCAGAAGCCUUGAUCUUCCUUUUUCUCUGAACCUGCAACUCUUUUUUCUUUUUAACUGUGUGUUCUGUUUUCACUGUGGAUGUAGAUAAUUGUUUUUAAUGAGAUGAAUGAAGAAUAUUAAUUUGCCUUUUGAUAUAAUCUUCUUUGUACAUAUAA
Messenger RNA from Capsella rubella, 1034 nucleotides. Its product is annotated as CDP-diacylglycerol--inositol 3-phosphatidyltransferase 1. The coding region runs from base 208 to 891 and encodes 227 amino acids. The transcript is spliced from 11 exons. Gene Ontology annotation, molecular function: CDP-diacylglycerol-inositol 3-phosphatidyltransferase activity. Lineage: Eukaryota; Viridiplantae; Streptophyta; Magnoliopsida; Brassicales; Brassicaceae. The record is from RefSeq and is a predicted model, not a curated record. Gene Ontology annotation, biological process: phosphatidylinositol biosynthetic process. Gene Ontology annotation, cellular component: Golgi apparatus; membrane.